AUGCGGGUACUGUAUGUGUGUAAUUUUGAAUUGGCUGUAUUUCUGAAGCAGAAUGUUCCAAAGACAGUGGAUCAGAUGAGUAUGUUAGCUGAUCAGUUUAGGGAAGCCAGAAAUACUAGUGCUAUCAAUUUGUGUUCAAAGGCAGUACAUAAACCUGAGGUAAGAAAGGUACCAGAAAAACCCAAAGAUGCACGUCAGCAUCAGCAACAGAAGCCAAGGUUUGUUCCAAACAAUGAAAGAAAAUGUUUUGUAUGUAACAAAUAUGGUCACAUUGCACCCCAGUGCAGAUUUAAAAGUAAAAACUCAAGUGCAGCAGUGUGCAAGGACGAACUUGGGAAAGUUCAAGCAAGUGGUAGUAAUGCAAAUCCAAGUAACUGCGCAGCGCUGAUUUACAGUCAAAACCCGUCUAUUUGUAGUCAGGUGAGUGACCAUACAACCGUUUUAACAUCGGCAUGUCAUUCUACAGAGAAACCAAUGCCUCUUUCAGCUGGUUACGUUGAAGACAGCACGAGAAUAGUGGUCCCAGUGGCAAAGGUUGUCAUUGAUUCUCCAUAUGUAUCAGGUGAGUAUGAAUGUUGGUGUAUGGAAAAUCCUGUCUUUGAUCUGAUUAUAGGUGAAGUAGAGAAUGCCAGGAAACCUCAUGAUCCGGAUCCAGAAUGGAAACCUAACACUAUUACAGCGGUUGAAACAAGACAACAGGUAAAAGAAAAACAGAAAAAGUAUAAACCUCUUAAAGUUCCAGAAAUCGUCAAAGAUGAAAUCAACCCAGAUGACAUAUUGCGAGAGCAGCAGUCAGAUCCGUCACUCGAAACGGCACGCAGAUAUGCACAGGAAGGUCGAAGGUCACGUGAUGGUAAGGUCAAGUGGUUUGAAAAGAAUGGUCUUCUGUACAGGAAAUAUCUGUCAGCAGAAAAAGACAGUGGUAAGACCUAUUCUCAACUUAUAGUCCCAUCCAAGUUCCGUCAUAUUGUAAUGAAAUUAGCCCAUGAAUUGAUCAUGUCUGGCCAUUUAGCGAUUAGUAGAACCAUUUGUAGGACUUUGUCAGAGUUCUUUUGGCCAGGAAUGCAGUCGGAGAUAAAACGAUUUUGUAGGUCUUGUGAUACAUGUCAAAGAACGGUGUCUAAGGGUACAGUGACGAAAGUUCCUUUAGGUAGAAUGCCUUUAAUAGACGUGCCUUUUAAAAGAGUUGCUGUAGACAUUGUAGGUCCACUUCACCCUCCAACUGAAAAAGGUAAUCGUUUUAUUUUGACUUUAGUCGAUUACGCUACAAGAUUUCCACAAGCGAAGGCACUUCCAGGAAUAGACACAGAGCGGGUUGCUGAGGCCUUACUUGAGAUGUUCUCCUAUACAGGUAUUCCAGAGGAAAUAUUGACAGACAUGGGAAGCCAAUUUACUUCCGGGCUCAUGAAAGAGGUGAGUAGACUCAUUUCGUUGAAACAGUUAACAACUACUCCGUAUCACCCUAUGUGCAACGGGUUAGUUGAAUGGUUUAACGGCACACUUAAGCAAAUGCCUAAACGUAUGUGUAUAGAUAGACCAAGAGACUGGGACAAAUAUCUACCCACUGUGCUUUUUGCCUAUCGUGAGGUGCCCCAGGAAAGUUUGGUUUUUGCUCCCUUUGAGUUGUUAUAUAGUCGUACGGUGAGAGGACCCAUGACGAUCCUGAAAGAACUAUGGACGGAAAAAAUUCCGGAUCCACAGGUAAAGUCUACCUACCAGUACAUUUUAGAUCUCCGCGAGCUAUUGGAGUCAACUUGGGAGUUGGCACAGGAGAAUCUUAAGAGGGCGUCAGAAAGACACAAAGUGUACUUUGACAAGAAGGCUAGAGUACCAAAUAUGAAACCAGGAGAGAAAGUUUUGGUUUUGUUGCCUUCUGAUAGUAAUAAGCUCCUUAUGCAAUGGAAAGGCCCUUUUCAAAUUGUGAAAAAGAUAGGUAAAGUAGACUAUCAGUUAGAUGUGAAGGGAAAAGUAAAGACAUAUCACGCAAAUAUGUUAAAAAGAUAUAUAGAACGUUGUGAACCAGUUGUUCAAUGUGUUAUGUCAGUUGUAGAUUCAGAACAGAUUCAGUUUGAUGAAUCAGUUGGUGAGUAUGAUGAAGAAGCAGAGUUCGUACACGUACAGUCUCGAGAAUCCUACAAAGAUGUAGAUGUGAAUCCAGAUCUCAACAGAGAUGAGAGACAAACUCUUAUGGAUCUUUUACACAGGACAACAACGGAUAAACCUGUGAGAGUAAGUCCGAGACAAAUCCCUUUUGCUAUGAUGGAAACAGUGAAAGAUGAGGUGCGUAAAAUGUUAGAAAUUAGGGUAAUCGAAUAUUCGGAAAGUCCAUAUUCAUCCCCAAUAGUCCUUGUUGCAAAGAAGGACAACACAUAUCGGUUUUGCGUCGAUUUUACAGCUCUGAAUCGCAUUACUGUGUUUGAUGCGGAGCCUAUGCCUGAUGUAGACGCAAUGUUUGCUAAAUUAUCAGGUCAUAAAUACUUCUCACGGUUAGAUUUAACAAAGGGGUACUGGCAAGUGCCAUUGUCUGAUUCUGCCCGUCCAAUGACAGCUUUUCAGACUCCCCAAGGUUAUUUCCAGUUCACCAAAAUGCCGUUUGGGCUGGUUACAGCUCCGGCUACUUUUUGUCGUCUCAUGCGAGAGGUGCUCAACAACGUGUCUAAUGUUGACAAUUUCAUAGAUGAUAUUUUGAUAUUUACUCAUGCUUUUGAUCAACAUAUCUCUGUGCUUUCUCAGGUUUUACAGCGUCUCCGUUUAGCAAAUCUCACUGCCAGACCAAUGAAAUGUUCUUUGGCUUAUCGGAAACUGGAGUGUUUGGGCCAUAUCAUAGGCGAUGACAAAGUACAUCCUCAUCCAGAUAAAGUGUCGGCUAUACAACAGGCGAACCAUCCUACGACGAAAAAACAACUACGAUCUUUUCUAGGACUGGUAAAUUUUUACAGAAAGUUUAUCUCGAAUUUUGCCCAUAUAGCUCUUCCAUUAACAGACCUCAUAAGAAAGUUCUCUCCUAGUAAACUUCAGUGGACAGAAGCUCAGGAAUUAGCAUUUCAAAAUCUAAAAGCAUCUAUUAUACAAUCUCCGAUUUUGAAAUUACCAGGUCUUUCCAAGGUUUUCAUUGUACAGACUGACGCAUCCGACAGAGGUAUAGGAGCAGUACUUUUACAGGAAGAAGGUGAAUUCAAACUCCCGGUUGCCUAUGCCAGCCGCAAACUAAAACCAAGUGAAGAACACUACUCGACGAUAGAAAAGGAAUGCUUGGGUAUCAUUUGGUCCGUGCAAAAGUUUCACAGGUAUCUCUAUGGCAAAGAGUUUAUUUUAGAGACAGAUCACCAUCCGCUAGUAUAUUUGAAUAAGACGAAGUUGGUGAACUCCAGACUAAGGAGAUGGGCAUCGUCACUUCAGCCAUACCGAUUCCGCAUCAGGGCUAUCAGAGGAAAGGACAAUGUAGGAGCGGAUUAUUUAAGCAGACAGUAA
Messenger RNA from Saccostrea cuccullata (small rock oyster), 3471 nucleotides. RefSeq lists its product as uncharacterized. The record is from RefSeq and is a predicted model, not a curated record. Lineage: Eukaryota; Metazoa; Mollusca; Bivalvia; Ostreida; Ostreidae. Gene Ontology annotation, biological process: DNA integration. The coding region runs from base 1 to 3471 and encodes 1156 amino acids. Gene Ontology annotation, molecular function: nucleic acid binding; zinc ion binding. The transcript has 3 exons.